UGUUAAAUUUAACCAAUGAAAAUCGAGUACGCAUCUUCAACAAGAAGCUGCUGUGAGCCUACUUUCAGCUGCAAAUCGAAUAUCUGUCGCGCUGUUCAUUUGCUCGCUAUUUUCAUUAUGCCACCAGCACCAGCAACCGCUUCGAAAGGAGCCAAGAAAGCUUCUAAGGCUAAAGCCUCUCGUCCUGCUGGUGAUAAGAAGCGCAAGAAGAGAAGGAAGGAAAGCUACUCAAUCUACAUCUACAAAGUGAUGAAGCAAGUCCAUCCGGAUACUGGUAUCUCCAGCAAAGCUAUGUCCAUUAUGAACAGUUUCGUCAACGAUCUGUUCGAAAGAAUAGCUUCUGAAGCUAGCCGUUUGGCUCACUACAACAAACGAUCAACCAUUAGUAGCCGUGAGGUACAAACUGCUGUCCGUCUACUACUCCCUGGCGAGUUGGCCAAGCAUGCGGUGUCUGAGGGUACCAAGGCUGUCACGAAAUACACCAGCAGCAAGUAAAUCAACAACGGACUCUGUCCAUCGAAGAAUAACCGGUCCUUUUCAGGACCAUCCAUUUUCUACUGAUAGUAAUUUCAAUCUAUUGAUAUGCGCUUUAGAUUAAAAAAAAAAAUAUGCUCACACCCAUCAUAACAUUUAAGGCGAAUUUGGAUUUUAUUGUCUCCUCGUUGUGGAUGCUUCACUCUUCGUUUGCUAGACUAACGUUUCUCCUCCCCAUAAACAUUCAAGUCCUGCUGAGAUGGACUCCGUAUGUUUUAAGAUCAAAAACGAAAAAAAAACAUUUGGAUAAUGGUGUGAUGCAGAAUCGUCGCUCAGUUCCCCUCCUUCAACCUCACUUACAGACAUUUUACGUAUUGUAUAUAAUUUAUCCCGACCUUUGUUGAUGAGCAAAACGGAUAAUUUUAAUUCUACAAAUGCAUGUCUACAUGGCGGUGUCUCACCAAAUUUCCGAUAUAAUUGUAAUCUGCAUCUGAACAGUUUGUAUUAAAAUCUCAUUAAAAAAUACUCUUUUCUGGGGCACCAAAUGUUGGAUGCUAAAACGGAGAAAUUCUGAUUCCCAAA
This is a messenger RNA of Octopus bimaculoides (California two-spot octopus), 1056 nucleotides long. RefSeq names its product histone H2B. Gene Ontology annotation, molecular function: protein heterodimerization activity; structural constituent of chromatin; DNA binding. NCBI's taxonomy places the organism in Eukaryota, Metazoa, Mollusca, Cephalopoda, Octopoda, Octopodidae. The record is from RefSeq and is a predicted model, not a curated record. Gene Ontology annotation, cellular component: nucleosome.